This is a messenger RNA of Brassica napus (rape), 1933 nucleotides long. RefSeq names its product T-complex protein 1 subunit delta. The transcript has a single exon. Gene Ontology annotation, biological process: protein folding. Gene Ontology annotation, cellular component: chaperonin-containing T-complex. NCBI's taxonomy places the organism in Eukaryota, Viridiplantae, Streptophyta, Magnoliopsida, Brassicales, Brassicaceae. Bases 139 to 1734 code for a protein of 531 amino acids. The record is from RefSeq and is a predicted model, not a curated record. Gene Ontology annotation, molecular function: ATP hydrolysis activity; ATP binding; ATP-dependent protein folding chaperone.
CGUAAACCCUACUGAAAUUUUCAAAUCUCCUUUCCUCUCUUUCGUUUCCAGAACUCUCUCGUUGGCUCCCUCUAGCCUUUCCUUUUCCUCCGUCGUAACACUGAUCUCACUCUCUUAUCAGAUCUAUACCUCUCAAAAAUGGCGGCCGCAUCGAGACCCCGCGCAUCCAAGGCGGAGUCCUUCGUCGACAACAAACGCAAGGAAGACAUCCGAUCCGCGAACAUCAACGCCGGCCGCGCCGUCGCCGACGCCGUCCGCACGAGCCUCGGCCCCAAGGGGAUGGACAAGAUGAUCUCCACCGCGAGCGGCGAGGUCAUCAUCACCAACGACGGAGCCACGAUCCUCAACAAAAUGGACGUCUUACAGCCGGCGGCGAAGAUGAUGGUGGAGCUUUCCAAAUCUCAAGAUUCCGCCGCCGGAGACGGGACCACCACCGUCGUCGUACUCGCCGGAGCCUUGCUGAGAGUGUGCCAAUCGCUCUUAGCUUCCGGGAUCCACCCUACCGUGAUCUCAGAUGCGCUUCACAAGUCUUGCUAUAAAUCCGUUGAUAUCUUAACCGCCAUGGCCGUACCUGUGGAGCUCACUGAUAAAGACUCUCUCGUGAAAUCGGCGAGCACGUCGCUGAACAGUAAGGUUGUUAGCCAGUACUCUACAUUGCUCGCUCCUUUAGCUGUAGAUGCGGUUCUCUCCGUGAUUGAUCCGGAGAAGCCGGAGAUUGUUGAUUUGCGUGAUAUCAAGAUUGUUAAGAAGCUUGGUGGGACUGUUGACGAUACACACACGGUGAAUGGUUUGGUCUUUGACAAGAAGGUUAGCCACGCUGCUGGUGGACCUACGAGGAUGGAGAAUGCUAAUAUUGCUGUGAUUCAGUUCCAGAUCUCGCCUCCCAAGACUGAUAUCGAGCAGAGUAUUGUUGUCUCUGAUUACACUCAGAUGGAUAGGAUCUUGAAAGAAGAGAGGAACUACAUCUUGGGGAUGAUUAAGAAGAUUAAAGCGACUGGUUGCAAUGUGUUGCUGAUUCAGAAGAGUAUUUUGAGAGACGCUGUGACUGAUCUGUCUCUUCACUAUUUGGCUAAAGCUAAGAUUAUGGUGAUUAAGGAUGUGGAGAGGGAUGAGAUUGAGUUUGUUACCAAGACGUUGAACUGUUUGCCGAUUGCUAAUAUUGAGCAUUUCAGAGCUGAGAAGCUUGGCCAUGCUGAUCUUGUUGAAGAAGCCUCGCUUGGAGAUGGGAAGAUUUUGAAGAUCACUGGGAUUAAAGAUAUGGGGAGGACCACCUCUGUUCUUGUCCGUGGCUCCAACCAGCUUGUUCUAGAUGAAGCCGAGAGGAGUCUACACGAUGCUUUGUGUGUGGUCAGGUGUUUGGUGAGCAAGAGGUUUUUGAUUGCAGGAGGUGGUGCGCCUGAGAUUGAGCUCUCGAGGCAGCUAGGUGCUUGGGCUAAGGUGCUCCAUGGGAUGGAAGGUUACUGUGUGAAGUCUUUCGCGGAAGCCCUCGAGGUUAUUCCUUACACGCUGGCUGAGAAUGCGGGUUUGAAUCCUAUUGCCAUUGUGACUGAGCUUAGGAACAAGCAUGCUCAAGGGGAAAUCAACGCUGGGAUCAAUGUGAGAAAAGGGCAGAUCACUAACAUCUUGGAGGAGAAUGUUGUGCAGCCUCUGCUUGUGAGCACCAGCGCUAUCACUCUGGCCACUGAAUGCGUAAGGAUGAUUUUGAAGAUCGAUGACAUUGUUACUGUGAGGUAGUGUGGUAGUUUCAUUCAAAACGGUUCUCUUAUUGCUCUAUCUAAGCUUUGUUUCUAUUUCGUGUUUUGGUGUUUUUUCGUAAUGGUUGUUGAACUUAGACCCUCUUUUCUUUCACCUAAGUGGUUUUCUUUGUGGUUUAGUGCUAAGUUUAUUUGUUUUCUUUCUAUUGACUUGAUAUCAAGAUUUCUCGUUUUGCUUA